Molecule: messenger RNA, 589 nt
Organism: Anopheles funestus (African malaria mosquito)
Lineage: Eukaryota; Metazoa; Arthropoda; Insecta; Diptera; Culicidae
Product: huntingtin-interacting protein K
Exons: 3
Coding region: 149-505 (118 amino acids)
Biological process (GO): negative regulation of apoptotic process; protein stabilization
Source: RefSeq, a predicted model, not a curated record
CUGACUGGUUGUGACUUUUCUAGUUGUCUGUCAAAGUGCUGAGAAAGUGUGGUUGUCGUGUUUAUAGAUUAAUAUCGUUCGUUCUUUCUACCGGAAGAUUUCAUUACAUUAAUUAAGAUUUUCAAGCACUUCUUCCAAACGGAACAGAAUGGCUGACCCCGAAGCAGUGAACGGUGUAGAAGACUCGACCGACAAAAAACAGAAAAAGUCCUCUAAACACGAUGGUGGUGCGGCGGAUUUGGAACGAGUGACGGAUUACGCCGAGGAAAAGGAGAUCACAUCGCACAACUUGUGUUCCAAUGCUGCGAACUUGUUUGAAGAUAAACGUAACAAGGAAAAUGAAGAAAAGCUUGCCAUGGAACGGGAACUACAGAAAGUUCAUGUAAGAAAAGAGGAUAUAGAACUGAUCAUCCGUGAAAUGGAGAUUACACGUAGCAAAGCGGAACAAACCUUGCGUGUCCAUCGAGGCGAUGUCGUAGCUGCGUUGGAAGCUCUUACAAAUUAGAAAUCUGGCACCGUAAGUGUUCUUUCGCUGUGAAUGGAUGCAAAAGAUAAUAAAACGAACUCGGAAUGUCUUGAACCGUCGAAA